Emiliania huxleyi CCMP1516 is the source of this 1437-nucleotide messenger RNA. RefSeq lists its product as hypothetical. NCBI's taxonomy places the organism in Eukaryota, Haptophyta, Isochrysidales, Noelaerhabdaceae. The record is from RefSeq and is a predicted model, not a curated record. The transcript has 6 exons. The coding region runs from base 1 to 1437 and encodes 478 amino acids.
AUGUCAAAGCGAGGCUACCCGGAGGGCGGGUUCUACGACCGCCGGCGCGACGACCGGCGCGACCGUCCGGCGGCGGCGGCGCAGGCGGCUCCGCUCACUUCGUCGACCGAAGCAGCCGAGGAGCUCAAGAAGGUGCUGCGCCAGGCGCUGCAGCAGCACGCCGACAAGCAGAGCGCCGGCUGCCGGCGCGCUGCGCUGGCGGAGGUGCUGCGCGAGACGACUCGUUUGCCCGAGGUGCUGCCCGGCAGUGGCCCCAAGGCGGCGGCGCAGAAGACGGAGUCCGUCUCGUGGCCGCCGAUGCUGUACAUCUCGGGCAUCAAGGGAGUGCUGGAGGACUCGGCCGGAAAGCUGAAGGUUCGCUUCGGCAAGUGGGGACCUGACGUGCAGUGCCCAGUCUACCGAGGCCCGUUCACCGGGGACGCGCGCAUGCGCGUACGCUGGGUCAAUCUGCGCGAGCAGGAGAUGAAGAUCGCGGACGCGACCAAGAUGCGGGACCAGGAGAUGCAGCGGGUGAUGGAGUCGGCCAACGAGGAGAGGGAGUCGGCGGUGGCCAAGGCGAAGGAGGAGGAGGCCAAGCGGCUCGCACUUGAGGCGGCGCAGGCCGCGCGCGACGCGAGCCUGCGCGAGCACCGGAUCAAGGUGGAGGAGCUGACGAGGCGGCUCGGCAAGGAGGAGGAGCAGACUCUCGUCGCGCAGGAGAAGCAGCGCGCGGCGGAGGAGAAGGAGCGCGAGGCGCGGAAGGAGCGCGAUCUCAUGCAGCGGGGCGCCGACGAGCUCACCGAGCUGAUGAGCAGUGCGCUGGCGCAGAAGGAGCGCGAGCUGCAGGCGCACAAGAAGACGUACGAAAAGAUCUCGAGGCACCCGAAGCACGAGUACGCGUUCAGUAAUGGGCUCCACCCCUUCAAGACUUUUGGCGACGUGAAGGGUGUGGGAGAGCUGCUCUUCCCGAAAGGGUGCAACCAGAUGCAGAAGCUCGAGGCUGAGUGCCUGGACGGCUACCUUCAGCAUGGCUUCUGGGGCGAAACGACGAUGGACGCAUUUCCAAGCUGGCCUCCCUUCUCCGCGGCCAAGGUGUUCAAGAUCAAGACCGAGACCGUCGACGAUAAGGUUGUGCAGGAGUACCUCCUCGUGGAGAAGGACGAGAAAAUGACGGGGCUCAUGCCCAUUAAGGACGCGACGGGCGCUGUGAGGUUUGAGGUGCAGGAGCUGAACGAGCUCCAGUACGACGCCGCCUUCCUCCGUUACGUGCGCAAGCGCUUCCCGAAGCAGGCCGACGCCUUCAUGGGCUACCUCCGCGGCCAGUACCGAGACUAUUGCGAGAAGCGUGGCCUCGGCGUGCAUGAAGACGCCGUCCACCGGAGGCUGUGGAACCGGGAGCAGGACCGCGAGAUGACGCCGGCGGAGAUUUUCGCGAUCUUCUCUGCGCUGAACGAGUGA